AUGUCGGCCUCCAGCACGCGCUCCUGCGACCAGCUGUACGCCGAGACGUGCGUCUUGCCCCAGUCCUUCACGGCGAGGUGCAGCGACGACAUGGCCAUCGAGUAUAUCCAGUCCUGGCUGCUCCUGAGCCACUUUGAGCUCCCCCGGGUGCGUGAGAACCAGGCCGUGCUCACUGCAGGCCGGCGCUGCCGCUUUGUGCUGAUGGCGCGUCUGUUCGAGAUGGAUCGAGAUGCGGCACCCGGUGCCGCGGAGACCAUGUGCCCCUGUCCGGAUGUCGAGGAGCGCAGGAGGACGUUUUGGGUGGCUUUUUGCCCUGACCGCCUUCUCUGCUCGCGUAACCAGUACCCUUUGACUUUUCAAGAGGUCAUGAUCUGCACGCGGCUGCCCGCGCCCGAGGCCAACUUUCACAACAACCAGCCCGUCCGUGUCGGCUUCCUGUCCGAUACUAUCAUGUUUUCAACGCCUCCAUCACCCCUUUCACCCUUGGCGGAGUGCGUGGUGAUGGUGACGAUCCACGGGUGGCGCAUGAUAUACCGUGGCUCCGGUUCCACGACAACAUGUCACGCAACCCAGACCCCGCAUGGCUGUAGCGCGGACACAAACAUGGACUGUUCGUGCGAGGACUCAAGAAAGGCCAGAGAAUGUGGACGCCAUGGCUUCUGGUCCCGACAGAAGUGGCUGGCGUCGACCAUCGAGAAGCGCUUGCAGCUGCUGGGUAUGCACAACACCCGAGUCUCGUCAGCCGUGCACGACGCCGGCGGCGACCCGAUGCUUCUCUCUGCUCGGAUGCUCGCCCACGGCGCCGUCAUCAGGCUCGGUCAUUUUCUCCUGGCCAGGCAGAUGCCGUCGUUUGGCUACUUCAAAGUGCACCCUUAUCUGCCCGACAUGCUCGGGUGCGCGGCCACCUAUCUAAUGCCUACGAGAGGUGGAAACGCGUCCCUCUGUCGGGCUGUUGGUGGUGGUGCUCAGAAGCUCUUUCAGGUUAUAAGAGACAUACCGGGUAUGAACAGUCUAGCGCGGGAUUAUUUGCAGUCGAGCGUCAAUGACGAGCAGAUGUGUAGGCAGCAAGUCGGCAGACAAGAGUUCAUGGGAGAGGCCUUACGACAGCCUCUGUUGAUUUGA
Messenger RNA from Diaporthe batatas, 1122 nucleotides. RefSeq lists its product as uncharacterized. Gene Ontology annotation, biological process: DNA-templated transcription. Gene Ontology annotation, molecular function: DNA binding; zinc ion binding. Lineage: Eukaryota; Fungi; Ascomycota; Sordariomycetes; Diaporthales; Diaporthaceae. The coding region runs from base 1 to 1122 and encodes 373 amino acids. The record is from RefSeq and is a predicted model, not a curated record. The transcript is spliced from 3 exons. Gene Ontology annotation, cellular component: nucleus.